ACCGUCGGUUGGUUUUCCGACAACAUCUUUCAUAAUUUGACAACCCCGCUAGUACCCAUUCUGAAUCCAAAAUCAGUUCUAGUAAUCACAGGUUAAAAAUAAAUCCCCACCAAAAUUUACCAUGCCCGAUCAAGAGGUGGAGGCCAUUCCCAGUGUUGUAGAAUUAAACGUCGGUGGCGUCUUCUACACAACAGCCCUGACAACCCUUACUAGAGACACUGAUUCCCACCUGUCAGCGAUCUUCUCCGAAAAACCGACUUUGGCAAAAGAUGCCAAGGGAAAGUACUUCUUGGAUCGUGAUGGUGUUCUCUUCCGGUACGUGUUGGAUUUCCUUAGAAACGAAGCACUGGUUCUUCCUGAGGGUUUCAGAGAACGAGAGAGACUUAGACAAGAGGCUAACUUCUAUGGUCUUCCAGGUCUCGUGAAGGCAAUUCAGGAACAUGAGGACUCAAGCAAAUUAAAAGCGGUGACAACAAAGCGUGGCUACAUCACCGUCGGAUACCGUGGAAGCUUUGCUUUUGGCCGGGAUGGCCUAGCAGAUGUCAAGUUUCGCAAACUUUCAAGGAUCCUCGUCUGUGGAAGAGUUGCUCUCUUGCGGGACGUUUUUGGGGAGACUUUGAAUGAAAGUCGAGAUCCUGAUCAUGGGGUGACAGACCGUUAUACAAGCAGAUUUUUUUUAAAGCAUAGUUUCAUUGAGCAGGCUUUUGAUAUGCUACAGGAACAGGGUUUCAAGUUAGCGUCUAGUUGCGGAUCAGGGACAGCUGGAGGAAGUGCUGAGCAACUGAAGCCUGGUGUUGAUUCCGAAGAGAACCGCUGGAAUCAUUACAACGAGUUUGUUUUUGAACGUACUUAAAGGAGAUGAGUUGGGAGACAAUCAGGAGAAGCGACCUUCCCGAAUUGAUGUCCGGCGGAAACAAGAUUGAAAAGAUGUGUGAGGUGAAGGAACUGAUAAGGUGAUUGUUGUUAGCAGAAAUUAAAAGGGUGAAGAUGCUGAAGAAAGUAAAGAAGAGAUUGAUGAAGAAAUUCAAUAAGGUUUGCUAAGUGAUUGAUUAGAAGAAUUUGUGAAGGGUUGAAGAAGAGUAAUAAAGAUGAAGUGGA
Molecule: messenger RNA, 1098 nt
Organism: Belonocnema kinseyi
Lineage: Eukaryota; Metazoa; Arthropoda; Insecta; Hymenoptera; Cynipidae
Gene: Ktl
Product: BTB/POZ domain-containing protein KCTD12
Exons: 1
Coding region: 122-853 (243 amino acids)
Biological process (GO): protein homooligomerization
Molecular function (GO): protein binding
Source: RefSeq, a predicted model, not a curated record